AUGUCGGGCGGCGUUUUUUGCGUCUGGGCAAACCUGCCAGAGGAAGUGACAGAGUGGUACGAGAACGAUUUCUUGCCGACACAAGACCACAUUGAUGCUCUACACACGAUACAAUGCGAAAUCGCUUCGAGCGGUAUGGAAAAUGAGCCAGUCGGAAAAUUAGAUGCGCCAUGGCCCUGGCUUACAGUCUACGAAGUUAAGGAUGUCGCCCAGACCAACAAAGAAGUCGACGUCGGAACUAAGAACAUACCGGAAGUGGUAAAGAAUGGCCCACUCAAGCAUGUGCACUUUGACGCAAGGUCAUACCACGAACUCAAAAGGUGGCAGGAUAAUGAUUGGGAAGGCAGCGGGAGUGCGGGUAAGAAAACCAAUCUGAACGAAGCACAUCCCAGGCUAAUGCCGCCAGACAUCGAACAUGUCGCGAGCAUAGCAGCCAUGGAAUGGACGAUGGAUGACGACAAAGAAGAGGAAGUUUUGAAGUAUUACUGUGAGAACGUUGGACCUGUCAUUUACAGCUCACCUGACGUGCUGCGUUUCCGUCUCUUCAAGCUCGACCGAGCAUCCGUUGUGGAUAAGAACCAGAAGACCACUGUCUUGGACAAUAAGAAUCUUCACAAAUACUUUACUCUCGUCGAGCUUGCAUCAGAAGAAUGGCCUUGGGACGUUGUUGUCGAGCUUGCCGAGAAAAAAGGUUGGAAAGACUACUUUGAAACACAGACAGUAGCGAAAUGGCAGCUUAGUCAUUACACGGUGAGGUCUUCACACUGGAAGGGCAAGGAAGAAUCCUCCGCUUCUUGA
Messenger RNA from Bipolaris maydis ATCC 48331, 798 nucleotides. RefSeq lists its product as uncharacterized. NCBI's taxonomy places the organism in Eukaryota, Fungi, Ascomycota, Dothideomycetes, Pleosporales, Pleosporaceae. The record is from RefSeq and is a predicted model, not a curated record.